UCUUCAUUUCUGAACAUAAAAAUGUCAAAAACUUUAACUGUUCAUCUCAAAUCCUCUUUUGAACCGAAGGAGGAAUAGUUCCUUCUCUCCCAGUCUGUCCAUCAACACCAAAAAGGCCUCCUCAGUUUGACUUAAAGGGAAGUGAAACUGACAUCAUUUCCUCUGUUCUUUCUGCCCGUAAAACCAUGAACACAACGCUCUGCUCGCUAAAAGCUUUCACUCAUCUUUCUCUGAGGCUCAUCAUUUUAAAGAUCUCAUUUCAGGCUGUUUAGUGUAAAUGUGUGUGCUUGUUUUUGGUUGAAUUGUAAAAUUCUGUCCUGAAGCUGCUGACGGGGUGAACAGGGGCGUGAAACAGAGGAGACAUGGGUGCUGUGUUGGGACUGCUGCUGCUGCUGCUGGGAGUCUCUCAUGGUGUGAAAACACACUGUGAUGGCAGACAGAAUGGAGCUGUGUGUUUUGGACCUCUGGGAGGAACCGUGGUCUUCCGGCUGAUGGAUGAUGCCUCCAAAAUAUUUAGAUAUGCUUGGAAAAAAGGAGAAACAAACAUAUUACAGGGGAGAGAGGAGAAGGUUAUAACUAAUCAGAUUACAAACAGAUCCUCAUUUACUCCCAGUAAUGGAACAUUUAGGAUCAAUGACCUGAGCAGAAAUGAUGAUGGUGAAUAUACUCUUGAAUUAUUUUUUGAUUCAAGUGGAUCAAAUAAAGCAAAACAAACUCUACAGUUGAACAUCCAAGUUCCUGUGUCCUCUGUCCGGCUGACCUCUGAGUGUCUGUCUGAGGGAGAGAAGAGGGUCUCCUGCUCCUCUCAGGAAGGGGACAGCCCUCGGUACAGCUGGACGCUGAAUGGACGAACACUGAGCAACUCACAGCUCCUCUCUGGAAACAGUGAGAGUCAGACUAUCACUCUGAAACAAGACCAGUCAGGUCGACUGGCCUGCACAGUCAGAAACCAGGUCACCAGUGUCACCAAAGAAGAGCAGAUAUCCACCUGUGGCUUCCAAUUCUUUGACUGCACCUUACUCAAUGGGACGUACAUAACAAAGUGGUUACUUCCAACCAAUGAAACUCAGUGUAUUCAAUCAACAACACUUUCUGGGGGUAAGGAGACUGUGACGAUUACACCCUCUAUUAUUAGUAUACCCUUCAACAACACUUCCUCCAGCAGAGACAACCCAUGGUACAUUACCAAUUUGCCCACAGUGCUGGGCGUCCUCUGUGCACUGCUCAUUCUUUUGGUUGUUGGAGUUGCAGUCAUCUGUGCUCAGAAGAAAAAGAAGAACAAAGCCGAAGACGACAACGAAGACCAAGAUUUAACCUACGCAGAUGUCAAGAUCGUACAGCAGCGGAGGGAGGGGAGGCCGAUGCAGCAAAUGGCAGAGCCAGAGGUGGAGUACGGCCAGGUUAAGUUUUCACAGCGACCUCGGCAGACUGUUGAACCACCAAGAGAAGAAUCUGUGUAUGCGAUGGUGCGCAAAGGCAGAUGAUUCACAGUGUUUUAACAAAGACUGCAACACUGAAGGCCGAAAGAGGGGAAGCUUGUUGGCUGAAAGCACUUCCUGAUUAAUUUACACUGCUGAUAAACAGUUAUAGAUAGAUAAAGAGGCCCAGUGAACUUCCCUUCACUUGGCUUUAAUUUUCCAAGAACAUUUACAUUACAGUUGUAUAAAAAAGAAAAAAACUGAAAACAUUGUAAAUAUUGUAAAAAAAAAAAAUGCAAUGAAAAAAUUCACCAUUACUGUAGUUUUUUUCAUUGCAUUUUUAAAUUUAAUUUACAACGGUUUAUUUUAACAUAUCAAAAUAAUGUUGUGUAUAUGCUGAAACUCAUGUAUGUUUUUUUUAAAUUCACCAGAUGUGUUUGGAAAAGUUUAGGGGUGGUUGAUCAGAAACCUGUCAAAUUUAGCAGCACUGUUUUUUCCUGCUCUGUCGACAGGAGGUUUAAACUCAGAGAAUGUCUCGUCUUUUCUCAGUGGCCACACAUUUGUUUCCAUGAUGUGCAAACUUCUGCUUUUCUCAGGCGUAGGUCUAAAGUCUUUCAACAUUACUUCAUCAGCUGCAUUUUGGGAUUUUUGAAACCUGUUUUCAUUACUAGGGCCUAAUCAGUUUGUAUAAAAUAGUUCUUUGAUGCCAUUGUUGUUUUAAUUAUGCUUCUUGCUGCAUGACAGGGAAUUUAUGCCAGACAGAAAGCAUGGAUUUUUAUGUAAGGUUACAGUAAACUAUGAAAAUUGUUUAUCACACUUCCCCUUUCUUUAACAGCAUUAUUGAUGAUUUUGAAAUGAAAGGGGAAUUUUUUUCUUUUUUGUUUUUAUGUUUUUCGUCUUUACUGAAGCAUGAAGAAAGCUAAGGGUGACUAAUGUGGUUUUCUUCUCAAGUAGUCAGGAGAAAUGGGCCUGAACAGUUUGUCAAUAUGAGAAAAGGAUAAGUUUAUCUUUCAGUACCAUCAAGUUAUCUUGUCUAUUUUCAGACCGAUGCAUUUCCCAUGACUCUGUGGUUUCCAUUUUAGAGUGUACCAGACUCUAGCUGAAAACAUGAAAGAGACCAAUAUGUAAUUUAGAGCCUUUUUUGUGCAAUGAGCAGGUAAACGUGGGAAAAAAUACCUGCAGCUCACUCUCAACAGAUUGCAGGGAAUAAUUUAAAUAAAUUACAAGUAACUUAUCCGAACUUAGUGUACCAGAAAACUUGAAAUUCCUUUUAAUAUCUCAAAGGCAUACAGGUAAAUGAUCUUCAUAUCCACAAGAUGUACUUGUUUCAUUGCAUCUUCUUGUGCAGACUACAGCUCUCAGUCUGGAACAAUGGGUGCACCGCUGCAAUGAUACAAUAGUCAGCAGUGAUGGUAGAGACAAACCACUUAAUACUUGAAGUCAUCAGAUUUUGAGGAGUCUUCUGCAAAAAAAGCUAGCUUUUUUCACCUUUACAUAGAGAAGCAUCUGAUGAUGGACAUUUUAGAUAAAGGACUUGUAAAAGCUACAAUCAGCUACAUAUAAAAGCCCAGUGAUUUCUGCUGACAGCAUUUUGGUGUGGGUGUUUCUUGAGCCUGGCCUCAUUUUUUGUUUUUGUUCAUAUAAAAAUCAUUCAAGUAAUGCUUUAGAAACCUGGUGGGAUUGUGGCAUCUUCCAAAGCUCUUUGACCUCUAUUUACAUGGUAUAUAUUAAAGCAAAGAUAAUUUAAACUAUGCUGAUUUGGUGAUUUUUUUUUUCUUUUUGGCAGUUACGGCAGCACUAUGCUGCUUUUAUUUGUUUAAUGAAAGACAGAGGUUAUAUGAUUGGUUUUGGUUUGAUAGCUCCCGGUUAAAGGUUGACAACCAUAACCGACCAUUCAGCUGAUUCACAGAGCAAUAAAAAUGGUGUUUAUGGUUCAUGACAGUUGUACCGUCCUGAAACAACCACCUUGGAUUGUUUUUUUUUUCUUUUACCUGCUUGUUAAAACACAGUUGAACUUCUGACCAACAUAAUUCACUGAGAAAAUGAUUAACAGCACAUUAUAGUGUAAAAAAGGUGCUCAAAGAUGCUUUUAAAAUGUAUAUUUGGUCAGUAGCACUCUGUUCACUUCAGAGGAAAUAUUUGUAUAAAACUGUGCAGUAUGACUGAAGCAUUUUAAUAGGUGUAUAACAGCUCUUGAUAGAUUUAGUUAAGGCAAAAUUAAACUUUUUAUCCUCCUUGUGAAUGCCAGCUGAUUUUGUCUUUGUCAUGACACAGUUAUAUGAUGUUACCUUACCAUGCCAAAGGUAUUGAACUUAAAUAAAAAAAAACA
Cheilinus undulatus (humphead wrasse) is the source of this 3747-nucleotide messenger RNA. RefSeq names its product hepatocyte cell adhesion molecule. Bases 363 to 1484 code for a protein of 373 amino acids. The record is from RefSeq and is a predicted model, not a curated record. The transcript is spliced from 6 exons. Lineage: Eukaryota; Metazoa; Chordata; Actinopteri; Labriformes; Labridae.